Molecule: messenger RNA, 854 nt
Organism: Rubroshorea leprosula
Lineage: Eukaryota; Viridiplantae; Streptophyta; Magnoliopsida; Malvales; Dipterocarpaceae
Source: the annotation of a GenBank genome assembly
CAGGCAUACUUAAUUUCCAGUUUACUAACCCUAAACAGGAAAAUAGUUUGACGAACUCAAAAGUCAAACCGGAUAGAGAAGAGAAGGAGAGAGAGAUGGGUUGGGGCAGUUUAAGGUCGCUGAAUGUCCCAACGGUCGAUAUGGGCGCGCUCGGCACCGGCGUCACUUUGGCGGUUGCUGGAAUCGCGGUUGGCUAUGCUCUCUGUCGGUCUUCGUCUUCCGCCAGAAAAUCAUCUCGUUUCGCUUGCUUCAGCAUCUCCACUUCUCCCGGCCUAAAGGAGGCAGUAGCGACAGAUAAGGCUCCAGCAGCGCUAGGACCUUAUUCUCAGGCUAUCAAAGCCAAUAACCUUCUCUUUGUCUCUGGUGUGAUUGGUCUUGUUCCAGAGGUUUGUGGCAUGCUGAUUGUGAAUGCUUGUCAUUUCAAUGACUCAAUGAUUAUUCUCUAUGUUUUCCUUUGUCAUGAAAUAUAAUGAUUAUAUGUAAUGAUGUUGGCUGACUUGAAUGACUUCAAAAAAGUUAAUGAGAUCUAUGCUAAAUACUUUCCUUCUCCCGCACCAGCUCGUGCAACAUAUCAGGUAGCAGCAUUGCCAAUAAACGCCAAGAUUGAAAUCGAAUGCAUUGCUGCACUUUAGAGCAUGAUAGUGAGAAGUUUAAGCUGACAGAGUCAAGUUAAUAUGAUUGGAGAUUCGUCAAGGGAGCUCCAACUUUUCUGGAUCAUAGAAUCUUUGCUGGACUAGAACAUGAGUUACUUCAAAAAAAAAAAAAGAAAAAAAGAACUCUGAAGCUGAAAUUACAAACUUUUAUUUAUUCAAUUGCAGUCCUUUCACUAAAAUGAAUAAAUAUUGUUUGCCAAG